Molecule: messenger RNA, 666 nt
Organism: Arachis ipaensis
Lineage: Eukaryota; Viridiplantae; Streptophyta; Magnoliopsida; Fabales; Fabaceae
Product: RPM1-interacting protein 4-like
Cellular component (GO): plasma membrane
Source: RefSeq, a predicted model, not a curated record
AUGACGCAUGCGCAUGUCCCAAGGUUUGGCAAUUGGGAUGCAGAUAAUGUUCCAUACUCGGCAUAUUUUGAUAAUGCGCGCAGGCAAAAUUCCAUAACAAAAGCAAAAGAUUCAGAGGUCGUCUUUAACAAAAAUAAUGAUGACGUGGAUGCAUCGAGGGCUUCUUCUCGUAAUCGCUCCAGAUCCAACAGAAGGCGGCAUAGGGAAGGGCGAAGCAAUAGUUCCAGACACCAAUUGCACCACCGCACAAGAAUGACAACACAAGAAGCUAGUGAAAUAAAUAAUUUUGAUCACUCUGUCAUGACGAAACUAAAUUUAGGAACGCACCAUGGAGGUAAUGAUAAUAGUGCUCCCUUCUCUCCACCAAGACGUCAAAUUAAACGCAGAGAUAGUACUGCAAUAGGUCAUCCCUUUCAGCAUGCGAACAAAGAAGGAACACUAGUACCAGAAUUUGGAGCUUGGGAUGCCACGGAUGCUAAAUCAGCACAGGGUUAUACUGCUAUAUUUCGGAAAAUCAGACAAGAAAAGCUAACUGCAAAACGCCGCCACCACUUUCCCAAUAAUAAUGCUCAAUCAAUGAACAAUAAUAUCCAGAACCAAUGUAGCAGUAGUUCUUCCUCCAUAUUUUCUAAGGUAACAAUGUUGAAGUUUGUGCUGUCUAUGUAA